AUGAAUGCCAUUCUUCUCGCUUGUAGUGCCCUUGCGAGCAUAGCACUGGGCCUCUCUGCGGACGAAUGGCGUAGCCAAUCAAUCUAUUUCUUGCUUACAGAUCGCUUUGCAUUGACUGAUAAUUCGACCACGACUUCAUGUGAUGUUAAUCUGUACUGUGGCGGCAGCUGGCAGGGAGUCAUCAACCAUCUCGAUUAUAUCCAGGGCAUGGGCUUUACAGCUCUCUGGAUAACACCGGUGACCGAGAAUUUCUUGGGCGAUACUCUCGAUGGUGAAUCUUACCAUGGUUACUGGCAGCAGAAUGCUUACGAGGUCAAUACUCAGUAUGGUAGCGCUGAAGAUUUGAUCGCACUUUCCGACGCACUUCAUGACCGGGGUAUGUACCUUAUGGUUGACAUUGUGGUCAACAACAUGGCAUACGAUGGAGCCGGCACCGAUGUCGACUACAGCAUUUUCAAUCCCUUCCCAGCCGAGGAAUACUAUCAUCCCUACUGUCUGAUCACCAACUACAACAACCAGACCAAUGUCGAAGACUGCUGGGAAGGAGACACUAUUGUCUCUCUACCUGAUCUGAACACCACGCAAACAUAUGUGAUGGAUACCUGGAAUGAGUGGGUUGCUGCAUUUGUAGCGAACUACUCCAUUGACGGGCUUCGUAUCGACUCUGCAGCGCAUAUGCAAAAGGGUUUCUUCCCAGAUUUCCAGUCUUCAUCAGGUGUUUACUGUAUCGGAGAAGUUGAUGACGGCGAUCCUGCAUAUGUAUGUCCGUAUCAGGAUUACAUGAAUGGAGUUUUGAACUACCCAAUGUACUAUCAACUGCUUUAUGCCUUUGAAUCCUCCAGCGGCAGCAUCAGCGACCUCUAUAACAUGAUUAAUGAUGUCGCUUCGGACUGCACAGACACCUCAUUAUUGGGCAACUUCAUUGAGAAUCACGACAAUCCCAGAUUCGCCUAUUAUACCAGCGAUUACUCGGAGGCCAAGAACGUCAUUUCAUUUAUAUUUCUGUCGGACGGCAUUCCCAUAUUGUACUAUGGGCAAGAGCAGCACUUUGAUGGCGGAGACGUCCCUGACAAUCGCGAAGCUCUCUGGCCGACAGACUACUCAACAACCGCCGAGCUAUACACACAUACCGCGAAGACAAAUGAAAUUCGUACUCUGGCCAUGACCGUUGACACGGGCUACUUGACUUAUCAGAACUCCCCAAUAUACCAAGAUUCCAACACCAUCGCCAUGCGUAAAGGGACAUCAGACCUGCAAGUCAUCACCGUCUUAUCCAACCUCGGAGCUGACGGCGAGGAAUAUACACUCACACUCAGUGGAAGCGGCUACUCGUCCGGCACCUCAUUGACCGAGGUAUACACAUGCACCAACGUAACCGUCGAUUCCAGUGGUGACAUCGCCGUGCCCAUGGCCUCUGGAGAGCCACGAGUAUUCUUCCCAGCAUCGUCAGUCUCCGGCAGCGGACUAUGCAAUACAACCACUACCACCAACAGCACUACGGGUUGUACGCCCGCGACCACCAUCGCCGUCACUUUCAACGAAGUGGUGACCACAACGUAUGGCGAGGAAGUCUAUCUUGCAGGCUCGAUCAGCGCGCUCGGAUCCUGGGAUACUAGCGAUGCCGUCCUCCUGUCUGCAAGUGAAUAUACAGCCUCCGAUCCGCUCUGGACUGUCACUGUCGACCUCCCCGUCGGCGAGUCUUUCGAGUAUAAAUUCAUCAUUAUAGAGACCAGCGGCACUAUCAAGUGGGAAAGCGACCCGAAUCGCAGCUAUACGGUGCCUACUGGGUGUGCGUACGGCGAAGCCAGUCCUUGGAUCUGA
This is a messenger RNA of Talaromyces atroroseus, 1821 nucleotides long. Its product is annotated as Acid alpha-amylase. Gene Ontology annotation, molecular function: alpha-amylase activity; starch binding; calcium ion binding. The transcript has 10 exons. NCBI's taxonomy places the organism in Eukaryota, Fungi, Ascomycota, Eurotiomycetes, Eurotiales, Trichocomaceae. Gene Ontology annotation, biological process: carbohydrate catabolic process. The coding region runs from base 1 to 1821 and encodes 606 amino acids. The record is from RefSeq and is a predicted model, not a curated record.